Ostrinia furnacalis (Asian corn borer) is the source of this 1197-nucleotide messenger RNA. Its product is annotated as sulfated surface glycoprotein 185. Lineage: Eukaryota; Metazoa; Arthropoda; Insecta; Lepidoptera; Crambidae. The coding region runs from base 48 to 821 and encodes 257 amino acids. The transcript has a single exon. The record is from RefSeq and is a predicted model, not a curated record.
UCGGUAGAGUCAGUAUCAAAACGUGACUAGUGUUGAACAGUGCAACCAUGAGCCACCCGCCACCGUACUACGGGCCACCGCCACCAUGGCCACCCCCGCCGCCGCAGCAGCCGCAUCUCUACCCGCCCCACCCGCCACUCCCAGGCCACUUUCCACCACCACCACCGCCCGACCAAUCCGGGACAUACCCGCAUCCAUACCCCUACUACAUGCCGAUGAUGGCGAUCCCCGUUGGCGUCCCCACAGGCCCCCCACCGAGUGACCCUUCAAACCCCACGUAUAUCACCAACUACAUAUACCACGGAGAAACAUCCAAUCAACCCCAGGGGCCACCGGUGGGAGACGCGGUGCAGGUCGUCGAGACUUCUGGAGACUUCGAUUGGAUCCCAACUACCUCCACCACAGCGUCGCAUUUGAGUGGAAAAGCUGUUUUGGGAGGUCACGAAGGUUGGGACGGCAGUCCUCUAUGGGUAAUCAGGUCCUGGCAUAACGGAGACCUGAUACCAGGGAAACUAUCAGUGAGGCACAACGCUGCGUCAAUAAUGUACAACGGAAAAGAAGUCCCUGUUCAGAAUAUUGAAGUGUUGUGUGCUCGACCGGAGAAUCUGCGAUGGGUGCCAGCUUCAAACGGAAAUAUACCUCCGAGUGCCAUAGAAGGAGGCAGAACCGCAUCAGGAGAGACUUUAUACAUAGGCAGAGCGAGGUACCAGCUGUCGAUAACUCCUGGAAAGGUGCAGCCAAGCCACAACUGUUGCUACAUCGGGUUCGGUGGUUCAGAAGUGUCUCAUCGGGUGUACGAUGUCCUGUGCAGGAUCAGUUAGUACCACCACGCCUGCGAAUGUGCUGUGAUAUUUUGAUACGAAAGAGACUACAAAUAUUUAGAUUUAAUGGAUGCCGUAAGUCUACUAGAGUAGAUUUUUAUGCAGCAUGAUUAUUGUUGUGUAAUAUCUGUCCAUCUUCUCUGCAACAGUGUAUUUUUUGUAAAGAAUCAAUGGUGUAAUUUUUCAUAAAUGUGUAAAUUAUGAUUCUUUGAAAAUCCGACUGUUAUUUAUCAAACGGAUUAUAUUAUUGUAAGGAUAAAGUGCUGGAAUUUAGCACAUUGUAGUCAUGUUAUCGGUGGAAGUCCGGGCUAUCUGACUGACGUGAUCGAUAAAUUGGAAACACGCUGAUAAUAAAGAUAAUGUUCAGUAAGAAUGU